AUGUGCUGCUUAUUUGGUAUCUGUCGUGUUGUUCGCCAAGACAUUAAAUUCAAGGACAUCAUGACAGUUUAUAAAGAGCUUCUUCAUUCCCAACCAGAAUCAAGUCAUGUGUUCAAAGUUAUUUUGCUUCAAAAUGGGGACACAGAUUCUAUUGUUGGUUUCUACAACAAAGUCUUUCUGCCAAUAAUGAAAAAUUAUCUGCUUCAGUUUAAUCCAGCUCGACCAUCUGCUCCUCCAUUGUCACCGAUCCCAAAAGGUGUUACUUCAUCACCUGUCUGCAGUGUUGCUGGCAAAAAGAACCUCCAUGUUUCUUCAGUAAAAAGUCCCAUUUUCAAAUCACAAAGUCAGCUUACACCAAGAACCUCUCAAUUGUAUUGUUUUGGAGAAGGAAUUGGGUCUGCAGAAAAACUUCGCAGUAUCAAUGACAGUGUUGCUCAAUCUUGUGUGCCCAAUUGUCAAAAACGUCUUCAAUUUGACAGCUUGGAUAAUUGUGCAAGAAGGAAUGCUGUGAAAUGUCUCAAAUUUGAUGGUCCUGACAGUAGCACAUCUCAAUCUGAAAGCACAUUCAAGUCACCUAUGUCUCCCGCCCACAGUGCAGCACGUGGUAGCACCACACCAGGAAAGGAGACUCCACAAAAAAAAGAAUCACCUUCUGCUGGGCCACGCCAUGUUACUCCAAACACUAAGAGAACACAACGUCAUCUCAGGUUUGAUGACAAUCAAGGAAGCUCAGAGAAUGAGGCCAGUGGAUCUACUGCUGUCUCUUUUUGUUUUCUCUUUUCCUUUGCUUUCUUUUUCCUCUUUUCCUUUGCUUUCUUUUUCCUCUUUUCCUUUGCUUUCUUUUUCCUCUUUUCCUUUGCUUUCUUUUUUCUCUUUUCCUUUGCUUUCUUUUUCCUCUUUUCCUUUGCUUUCUUUUUCCUCUUUUCCUUUGCUUUCUUUUUCUUUUUUUCCUUUCCUUUUCCUCUUUUCCUUUCUUUUUUUCCUCUUUUCCCUUUGCUUUCUUUUUCCUCUUUUCCUUUGCUUUCUUUUUCCUCUUUUCCUUUGCUUUCUUUUUCCUUUUCCUUUUUUCUUUUCCUCUUUUCCUUUGCUUUUUUUUUUCUCUUUCCUUUGCUUUCUUUUUUCUCUUUUCCUUUGCUUUCCUUUUCCUUUGCUUUCUUUUUCCUCUUUUCCUUUGCUUUCUUUUUCCUCUUUUCCUUUGCUUUCUUUUUCCUCUUUUCCUUUGCUUUCUUUUUUCUCUUUUCCUUUGCUUUGUUUCCUUUGUGCUCUCUCUCUCUUUUCCUUUUCUUCUUUGCUCACUCCCUUUUCUUCUUUAUAAUUUUUCUAGUCUUUAAGCUUUUUUUUCCAUAG
This is a messenger RNA of Acanthosepion pharaonis, 1347 nucleotides long. NCBI's taxonomy places the organism in Eukaryota, Metazoa, Mollusca, Cephalopoda, Sepiida, Sepiidae. The record is from the annotation of a GenBank genome assembly.